Molecule: messenger RNA, 869 nt
Organism: Frankliniella occidentalis (western flower thrips)
Lineage: Eukaryota; Metazoa; Arthropoda; Insecta; Thysanoptera; Thripidae
Product: zinc finger protein 512B-like
Exons: 2
Coding region: 108-782 (224 amino acids)
Source: RefSeq, a predicted model, not a curated record
CCGGGCCGGCCGACCGAGCCGAUGUGUCUGAUCUAUAAAAGCUUCGGCCACCAUCUCGGAGCAGUCAGUGCUAUCCGCACAACUCCAAACCCCCCAAGUUCACAAUCAUGAAGGUCCUGGUCGUUCUCGCUGUGGUGCUGGCGGUGGUGGCCGCGGAGGACGCCAAGAAGGAGACCAAGAAGGACAAGCGCGGCCUGCUCGGCCUCGGCUCGUACGGCAGCCUGGACCACGGUCUGGAGUACGGCAGCAGCUACGGCGGCGGCUACGGACACGGCUACGGACACGGCCUCGACCUCAGCCACAGCCUCAGCCACGGCCACGGCCACGCCAUCAUCGGCGAGCCCCAGAUUAAGAGCAUCCUCAUCACCAAGGAGGUGCCCGUCGGCAUCCCCAAGCCCUACGCCGUGCCCGUCAUCAAGCACGUCGGCGUGCCCGUCAAGGUCGCCGUCCCCGUGCCCGUCGACAGGCCCGUGCCCGUGCACGUCAUCAAGCCCUACCCCGUGCACGUUGACAGGCCCUACGCUGUGCCCGUCGAGAAGCCCGUGCCCUACCCAGUCAAGGUCGCCGUCAAGGUGCCCGUCGCCGUGCCCGCCCCCUACCCCGUCAUCAAGCCCUACCCCGUGCACGUGCCCGUCGAGAAGCCCAUCGCCGUGCCCUACAAGGUGCCCGUCUACAUCAAGGAGCACUCCCACCACGACCUCCACCUCGACCACCACGAGCUCAGCUCCUACGGCUCGUCCUAUGGCUCGUCUUACGGCCACGAUCUCCACUCUCACUACUAAGUCAUUUCUAUGUUUUGCCCUUCAUCUUCACCUGUUGUACAAAGUGUCACCUUCAUGUCACCACUAGAAUAAAUUCUUUUCCUACCA